CGGAGUGCGUCAAUAAUUGAAUUCACUUCGCAAUUUCAAUAUCAAAUAAAUUAAGAAAUAGUUUUAAAAGUGACAAAUUUGUGAUAGAAAAUAAAUUCACAAGCUUAAGUUUAUCAUGUGAAGUAGCCGAUUAAAGUGGAAAGUGAUUUUUCGGCUCUAAAACAUGCAUUCUUGAAUUGCGACGAAUCAGAGGGAUACGACGGAGGAGGGUACACCUACCCUACGUCUUAAUUUUAAUUCAUGUUCUAAAAUUUAUCUAUUGAUCAAAUGAAACCAAACUUUUACCUGACGUAGAUUACAUGUUUUUCAAUCGUUUGCAGUAAAUAACUCCAAUUUGACUACGUUGGUUCAUACGACCUAAUCAAAACAAACUCUAGAUUUGCUUUUCUCGUCUGUUUUUGUUUCGUUUCUAUGGUGCAUCGAAAUUCAGCAGAAAAAAAAACAAACGAAACAAAAAAGCAGUGAUUUUACGAAAACAUGGACAUCUCCUGGCUUUCCGAUGCUGAAAUAAAACCGGAUCCCGAGUUAAUGAUACCGGACGACUACCAGGAAAAUGAUGGAAUUACCCAAGAAGUAACAACGGGUACGGCCUUGACUUCCAACGGAUAUUCUGUAUCAUUGCUAGCUUCCGACGAAGGAAUGCAGGGCAACAGCAAUGCUGAACAUGUUCCAAAGAAAGAUAAACAAAAACAUUCCAAGGAUAUGCUAAAUGAGAUUUUGGCCGGCAUAAAGGCCAAACGUUAUACAAUUCACUAUGCGGCCAAGAUGUCCGGUGUUCCCCGAUCCACGCUUCGAUACCGAUUGGCUGCUGAGCGAAAAGGUAUUAUAGGCAAAAAAGGGUUCACACGGUUCUCACUUCAGGAAGAGAGCUCGAUUGCACAAUGGGUACAAAGACAACAAAGCCGCGGUCUUCCCGUAACUAAGAAAGAAAUCAGCCAGCGCGCGAAGGACAUGCUAGAUAAAAAACCAAGGGCAACGGAAAAAAAAAUUCGCAAUGGAAUGCCAGGUAGAAAAUGGCUCGCUAACUUUCUCCAGAGAAAUGAACAUAUUACAUUAACGCCGGAAUCUACCGAUUCCUCGCUAAAUGAGAAAAACAUCCAGGACUGGUUUAAAAGGAUUGGUGAUUAUCUCGAACAAGAAAAAGUAAAAGAUGUAUUGAAUGAUCCUACUCGAAUCCUUUACGGCGAUGAAACAUUCUAUCGAUUACAUUUAAAAAUGCCAAAAACUAAAGUAGUGAACCCAAACGAUACGUUGCGUUCGACAGUACUGUUUACAUUUAGCGCCAAAGGGUCCAUAUACCCGGCAAAUGUGUCACUGCCGGUGCCACGAAUGUCAAAACAAAUUGCCGAUACCUUCCCAAUUGGUUGGAAAAUACACCAAACGGAUGAUGGUUUAAUGAAAACGGCAGAUUUUCAUUCUUAUAUUCUCGAUACACUCGUUCCCGCGCUACAGAAAGAAAAGGUACGGUUUCCAGUCCUGUAUUUUAUUCAGGGCUUUAAAUCCAGGGCGGCCAGGUUGGCUGCUGACCUUUGCAAAGAGCUAGGAAUUAUUAUAGUAGGUUUAUAUGAAAAUUCCUCCAACGUGCUUCAACCAAAAGAUACUUCCAUAUUCAAACCCAGCAAUGUGCUGACGGAUUCGUUCUGCGGAAUUUGUACCGUUGAUCGUAAACCGCUAACAAUAACCGUUAAUAACUUCGGAAAGCUUAUACAAGAUGCAAUGGAUACCGGAAUUACAAAAUAUCGGAUACAGAUUGCUUUUCGGAACGCAGGUAUCUAUCCAUUUGAAGCGACUGCUGUGAAAUUUGAUAAACGCAUCACACCAAAUUUUGCCGAUGCUGAGCUAGACACAUCGGAUAAUUCUCCGUCAGAAGAGAAUAUUCAACCAACAAGCGGAUCAAUCAUACCACAGCCAAUUGAGCCUAGGCUUUUAACUCCUCCAAACCCGCCUGCGUAUUUACAAGUACCGACUAAAUAUAUCGAGCAAGCUCUCGAUAUGAUAGGCGAAUUUCGCAUCACGGAAUACCUGGAACAGCCGCCUUAUCUCCUGUCACCGGAGCAAAACAUCAUUCAGUACAUGUACUUCAACAUCUUAGCACCGCAUGCCAAAAAGGCAGCUGCAGUAAAGAUUGAUCGAAAGACAGAUCUGAACAGGGAAUCGGUUUUCGUAAAUGAGAAUCCGCAGAUCGAUCGUGAUAAUAGUUGUUCUCUGGUGUCCUCGGAUGAACCAGGUGGAACUAUAACGGUUCAGGUGGAAAUGGAAGGAGAUCUAGAACUCAAUUCUUAAAUUAACUUCGUUCAAAACUGUUUUUCCCUGUAAUGACCAAUUAUUAUAGAUAUAUAAGUUGCAAGGUCUGAAUUAAGUUCUCUUUCAUAGGCGAUUUGACCAAUACGCAACUGUAUAGAUUCCCAAUUGUUCUCCUUGAUCUGAGUUAAUAGUUUAUUGUUGUAACUGACAGGCUAUGUAAUAGAUAAUCAAUUAAAAAUUACAAAAUAAUACUGAACAUAUAGGCCUUGUCGGAUGAACUUUUUUUUAUGUUGGGAAACAGACCAAUUGCGGUAAAUUUUCGGACAAAAUAAGUGCUGCUAGGAGAUUCAAUCUAGUUUACCGUCGUUGGAUGACGACAUUAAGAAAUGCCAAAAAUAGUAUAGCAUAGUUAUGAUUUUGUCCCUUGACUCUUACUUUGUAUCGAUAGGGUGACGUUAAAUCAAUAAAGAACAAUUAAAAUUUCCAUUUUUAAA
Messenger RNA from Uranotaenia lowii, 2738 nucleotides. RefSeq lists its product as uncharacterized. The transcript has 4 exons. The record is from RefSeq and is a predicted model, not a curated record. Gene Ontology annotation, molecular function: DNA binding. The coding region runs from base 478 to 2283 and encodes 601 amino acids. Gene Ontology annotation, cellular component: nucleus. Lineage: Eukaryota; Metazoa; Arthropoda; Insecta; Diptera; Culicidae.